UCAAAAAAUCCUUAAAUGUUAAGGACCAAAAAUAGACUUCAGUCAUUUAUCUGUCUCUCGCCGUUGAAAAUUGAAGAAGAAAGCAGAAGCAGUAUUUUUAUUUUCCGACGCCGGCGAACCCCCCGCUCCUCAUUCUUUCGUCUCUCUCAAAAGCAAACCCUCUCCAACAUUCAUCAGUUGAGGCUAAUGGUUGUUGUUGGUGAGGCCUCUUUCAAGGCUCGUUUCAAUGCCCCAGACUCACAGAUCGCCGACUUUUUGGAAGGGGAAACUGAUUUGUUUAGAAAGCUACCACCUGACAUCUUUAGAUAUAUCAUGAGAAAACUCCAGCUUGAAUGCAUUAUAAGGUGCAAAUGUGUUUGCAAAUCAUGGCGCAAUCUAAUAGAAAUAGGUUUUUUUUAUCCGGAGGAGGAGAUUUGGAUCAUGAAGAUUCGGAGGUUCAUCAUCAUAAAUGCUGUAAUUGGCAAGAUAAAGGCUGAAAGGAAAAAGAAUGUGGCCGUAGGAGAAAGCAAGCUUUGGGUACUCGAAGAAAAAAUCAAGGACAAGCCUGUGGUUAGGGGACCAAUGCUUGUGGUCGGGGGAUCGACUAUUAUUGUCAUUGCUAUUGCGGUCGGGUGCUUCAUCUUUGGCGUAAGGAAGCGCUCUGUUUAAGUUUUAGGUGGAGUUUUUUUGUGUAUGAAGUUUUGAAAAUAUAGGUUAAUUUUAUAAAUGGGUUACUAAACUAUGAGCUUUGUAUCAAAUUACUAAACUUUGAUUUGUUUCAAAUUAGUCACUUAACUUUCUACUCC
Molecule: messenger RNA, 785 nt
Organism: Salvia splendens (bonfire salvia)
Lineage: Eukaryota; Viridiplantae; Streptophyta; Magnoliopsida; Lamiales; Lamiaceae
Exons: 3
Coding region: 16-648 (210 amino acids)
Molecular function (GO): protein binding
Source: RefSeq, a predicted model, not a curated record